Messenger RNA from Pseudovirgaria hyperparasitica, 858 nucleotides. RefSeq lists its product as uncharacterized. The transcript has a single exon. Bases 277 to 726 code for a protein of 149 amino acids. Lineage: Eukaryota; Fungi; Ascomycota; Dothideomycetes; Acrospermales; Acrospermaceae. The record is from RefSeq and is a predicted model, not a curated record.
AGACACGAACGCCUGCUCAGGCGGUCUUACAUAGCCCGUCACAUGUGAAAGACGUAUUUGCCCUCAAUUUGGAGUGUUGGUUGUGUUGGCGUAGAAAUCCGCCUUACCAGUAGAGAGGCGUGCGAAUGACACCCAAGCGAUGCAGAGAUAAUAGGUGGACCAUGCCGGACACAAGCAUUUUGGAAACAUGGUUCAAGGAAAGAGCCUUGCAUUCGCCCCCGCAAAUGACCGGUCGACCGGUGUUGGGUUGGAGAUCCAGGCGACGAUGCAUCAAAUAUGGGAAUGCUAUCCCCUGUCCCACAGCCUACCCAAGACAAAACAUUGUCGGAAGCCCCCCAAAAGGCCCAUGCAGAUAGCCAAGGCAGUGCCAGUCGUGUCAUAAGGGUAGCCUCCUUCAAUAAUCUAAACUUGGACCCGGCAUGUCCACAAAUCGUGACGCCUGCCCAGGAUCCAUUGAAGUCGCGACCGCAUGCCUCAGGAGCCAAUGUCUCACUCGCUCCGGGGGAGAGGCCACCGGGCACAACCACGCUUCCACUCCGACGAACUCAUGUUCGCCGCCCAACCACGUUGUGGCAAGGAUCAACGUUGGUCCCGUAUAAGGUGAGUUCUGACGACUCGGCCAAUAGCUUGGCUCAGCACAGUUACGGACCGCGAAUACGGCCACCCAUAGCGGAUCCUUCAUAUGAUCUGGAUUUGUGUAUUGGCAUGUAUCAGGAGCUAAUUUAGGCUCGUGUCGAAGCUGCUGGAGCCUAUGUUGCUGCGUGCCUACAAUUGGAUUGACCUGGUCACCGGUGAAUGAAAUGUUUGAUCAGCGAGUGAUAGUUGUCCUUUGCAGUGCAGUUCCAAUUGACGCUUUCG